CGCUUGACUACGGAUCAAGAGAUUGCAGGUUCGAGUCCUGCGUAGGUCAUUCUUUUUGCUUUUUUCCCAUUCUUCGGCUAGAUGGAUGGUUGUGGGUCUCGCUUGGCUGGCCCCAUUUUGCGCCUUUGGACCUUUCCCACCGGCGCUGAACGGUGCUCUUUCUUAGCGCUAUUGUCCCGCACUAUGUUCGCUGCUUCGGACACUUUCAGGCAAAAGACAUUCUUAUGGAGGCAUUCAUUAAUCCAUUCAACUCACUCAGUGCUCUGUAGGACAGAAAUCUCGUCCAGAGAUAUGCAAGAAGCCAUUAUCGACACUGAAGUCUCCUACCACAGAUAAUAGCAACUACUCAAGCCAAUGGCUUGACUACAAGUCAACAGGGAAAAAAAAAAGAAAGCAGAAAAUGAACUAUCAACAGGCGUGAUUCAAUUAACUAUGGCAGACUGGCCUGGAUCCUCUCUCGAUAUCUCAAUAAGAUAGACAGUGGGCAAAGAAC
Molecule: messenger RNA, 493 nt
Organism: Aspergillus ibericus CBS 121593
Lineage: Eukaryota; Fungi; Ascomycota; Eurotiomycetes; Eurotiales; Aspergillaceae
Exons: 1
Coding region: 82-336 (84 amino acids)
Source: RefSeq, a predicted model, not a curated record